This is a messenger RNA of Boleophthalmus pectinirostris (great blue-spotted mudskipper), 3454 nucleotides long. It is a transcript of the gene hk2, whose product is annotated as hexokinase 2. Gene Ontology annotation, biological process: glycolytic process; intracellular glucose homeostasis; glucose 6-phosphate metabolic process. Lineage: Eukaryota; Metazoa; Chordata; Actinopteri; Gobiiformes; Gobiidae. The transcript is spliced from 18 exons. Gene Ontology annotation, cellular component: cytosol; mitochondrion. The coding region runs from base 289 to 2985 and encodes 898 amino acids. Gene Ontology annotation, molecular function: fructokinase activity; glucokinase activity; D-glucose binding. The record is from RefSeq and is a predicted model, not a curated record.
CUCCAGGAAGCUGCUGUAACUUCCAACUGUACAUUACUCCGCCUUUUUGGGAACACUUUCGCAUUAGUUUUAGUUCAAAGGGUGAUUAGCGAUUAAAAGUUUUAAUGUUCACACUUUUCGUGGGUAGUAGUUAAAAUCGUAAACAGAAACAAAAUUUGCGAUUAAAAAUGACAUCCCCUCCUGUUGCGUCCUGUCUCUUGGCUAACUAUUCCAUUGAAGCUCCACGAUGUGCAAGUUCAUAAAGUGGAUGAGUACCUGCAAGACCUCCAGCUUUCCGAUGAGACGCUAAUGGAUUUGUCGAUGCGUUUUCGUCGAGAGAUGGACAAAGGCCUGUGUCGAGAUACCAACCCCACAGCGGCUGUCAAGAUGCUGCCCACGUUCGUUUGCUCCACACCCGAUGGAACAGAACAAGGCGAGUUUCUGUCACUGGAUCUUGGAGGAGCAAACUUCAGAGUGUUGUUGGUCAAAGUGGUGUCGGGUGAGAAUCGCAGAGUGGAGAUGAAAAAUGAAAUUUACGUCAUUCCUGAAGAUGUCAUGAGAGGCACUGGCUCUGAGUUUUUUGACCACAUUGCUGCCUGCUUGGCUCAGUUUCUGGAGAAAAUGGGCAUCAAAGAAAAAAAACUUCCUCUUGGCUUCACCUUUUCGUUUCCUUGUCAGCAAACUAAAAUGGAUGAGAAAAGAAAACCUGGCAAUGUGUUGUUUUUGCAGGCUGUCCUAAUGUCUUGGACAAAAGGCUUCAAACCGACUGGAGUCGAAGGGAAGGAAGUGGUCAGUCUCUUGAGAAAGGCCAUCAAAAAAAGAGGAGUGCAGGAUUUUGACAUUGACAUUGUAGCAGUAAUCAACGACACGGUGGGAGCCAUGAUGACCUGUGGCUAUGAUGACCAGAACUGUGAGAUUGGGCUCAUUGUAGGCACAGGGACCAACGCCUGUUAUAUGGAGCAGAUGCGUCACCUGGAGGUUCUGGAGGGAGAUGAGGGCCGGAUGUGUGUGAACACUGAGUGGGGCGCGUUUGGAGACGAUGGGGGGCUGGAUGACCUGAGGACAGACAUUGACAGAGAGAUUGAUGCUGGGUCCCUCAAUCCAGGACAGCAGCUGUUUGAGAAAAUGAUCAGUGGUAUGUACAUGGGGGAGCUGGUGCGUCUCAUCCUGGUGAAAAUGACCAAACAGGGGCUCCUAUUUCAUGGGAGAGCCACUCCAGAGCUCCUCACCACAGGACACUUCAAAACCAGCUAUGUCUACGCCAUUGAGAAUGAGAGUGAGGAAAUAGGUCUGGCAGAGGCGGAGAGGGUCCUGCAGGGUUUUGGUUUGAAUCCCACUGUUGAAGACUGCAUUGGGACCCAGCGCGUCUGUGAGAUUGUCUCCACACGAGCGGCACAUUUGGUCGCUGCCACACUCGCCUCCAUCCUACGGCAAAUACGGGACAACAAGGCCGCAGAGAAACUGAGAACCACCGUUGGAGUGGACGGAUCUGUGUACAAGAAUCAUCCACAGUUUGCUAGACGACUCCACAAAAUGGUCCGCCGUCUUGUGCCUGACGUGGAAACGCGCUUCCUCCAGUCCCAGGAUGGCAGUGGUAAAGGUGCGGCCAUGGUGACUGCUGUGGCGUAUCGUUUGGCAGUUCAGCAAGCCCAGCGAAAACUCAUCUUGGACACUCUGCGUUUGAGCCGCGAGCAGCUUCUGGAGGUGAAAGAGAGAAUGAGUGACGCCAUGUUAAAAGGGCUAUCCAAACAAACACACCAACAAGCCAGUGUCAAGAUGCUGCCCUCGUUUGUCCGCUCCACACCGAAUGGGACAGAACAUGGCAAUUUCUUGGCUUUGGAUCUUGGUGGCUCCAGUUUUCGAGUAUUGUUGGUCCGAGUAAGAGCGGGUACAAAGCAUAAUGUUGAAAUGAACCAAAAAAUAUAUAGCAUACCACAGGAGAUCAUGCAAGGCACAGGAGAAGAGCUUUUCAACCACAUUGUGUCUUGCAUGACUGACUUCCUAGAGUACAAGGGGAUGAAGGGUGUUUCUUUGCCACUUGGAUUUACCUUCUCCUUCCCUUGUUAUCAAAGCAGAUUGGAUGAGGGUAUUCUUCUGAAAUGGACCAAAGGGUUUAAAGCCAGUGGAUGUGAGGGUCGAGACGUGGUGACAUUACUGAAAGAAGCAGUUCGUCGGAGAGGAGAAUUUGAUUUGAGUUUUGUAGCGGUGGUGAAUGACACAGUUGGGACAAUGAUGACCUGUGGAUAUGAGGACCCCCAAUGUGAAGUGGGACUUAUCGUGGGUACAGGAACAAAUGUCUGUUACAUGGAGGAGAUGAGAAACAUUGAACGCAUUGAGGGGGAUGAGGGCCUUAUGUGUGUGAACAUGGAGUGGGGCGCCUUUGGGGAAAAUGGAGAGCUGGACGAUUUUUGCACUGACUUUGAUCGAAUUGUGGAUGAAACCUCAACCACACCAGGAAAACAAAGGUAUGAGAAGAUGAUUAGCGGCAUGUACCUUGGAGAGAUUGUGAGGAAUGUAUUGAUAGAGUUUACAAACAAAGGCCUACUGUACCAUGGAAAGGUCUCAGAGCGACUCAAGACACGCGGCAUCUUCGAGACCAAGUUUCUGUCUCAGAUCGAAAGCGACCGCUUGGCCAUGAGGCAGGUGCGCUCCAUCCUUCAGCGGCUGGGUCUGACCGGCUCUACCUGCGAUGACAGCGUUCUGGUGAAGGAGGUGUGUACGGUGGUGGCUCGAAGAGCAGCACAGCUCUGUGGUGCUGGACUUGCUGCCGUCGUGGACAAAAUACGAGAGAAUCGCAAUUUAAACCAGCUCUCCAUCAGCGUUGGAGUGGAUGGCACACUGUAUAAGACACAUCCACAUUUUUCGAGCAUUAUGCAGGAGACACUGCAGGAUUUGGCCCCUCAAUGUAAAGUCUCGUUCCAUAAAUCUGAGGAUGGCAGUGGGAAGGGAGCGGCACUGAUCACAGCUGUGGCCUGUAGAGUUCGACAAGAGCAGCCCCACAACUGACACCAAAGCAGAUGUGUUUCGGUGGGAAGUGGGGCUAAUUAAUCUUACUCUUCAUAUGUGAGCUGUAUGGAAACUGAUAGCAAAAAAGAGUGGCCUUAAAUAGAGCAGUGACCAGCAGAACCAGUUAGAAUUAGCCACUGGUUAUAGUGUUUUUAAUAUACUCCAACCAGAAAUAGUCUUUUUUUAAUUUGGUUUUAGACAUGGAUAAACUUUAUUGAUCUACAAAUCAUUUUAUUUUGACACAAUAGCACAGUAUAAACACAGGUAAAUGUUAUGUUUACAGUAGUUUAAGGUUGAAUUAAUAUAUGUUGGAAGGUUUUAACUAAUUUACCAAUGGCUGAAGUUACCAUAUUUGGAGUAAGGUCAAAAUCUGGGUUUUAAGUAUUUGCCGUAGCUCCAUUAAAUCCGUACAGUCCCUGACAAAAGUCUUGUCGCUUAUCCAUUUUGUAGAAACAAAAGCUUAUAAACU